CGAAGCGCCGGUCACCACGAUGCGGCGGCGGCGUCGCCUGCAAUGGGGGCACCGUUGAGUAGUGAAUUCGUAUGGAGAUUACGUUCGUAACCCUGAGGACUUCGCAGACCAGGCGGAGGAUGGGAUCGGUGGCGGCGACGUGCGUCUCCGCUCCGCCGCUCCACGUGCCUCUGUUCCUUUCUGCGCUGAUCCAGAAGAGUAAAAAACUAAUGUCUCCGUGUUUUGGUGCGGAUUUGUUUAUCGGAAUGCGCCUUGGAUGCUAUCUACUACCCCAACUUUCUACAGUUGGCCACAUCUCUCUGAUCUCACUUCGCGGAUCACAAAGCCGUGGGCGGGGGUGGGCGAGGAGGGGAGAUAUGGCACCGCCGCGGCGCGUGUGCGUGACCGGCGGCGGCGGGUUCAUCGCCUCGUGGCUCGUCAAGCUGCUACUCUCGCGCGGUUACGCCGUCCACGCCACCCUCCGCGAUCCAUGUGAUCCCAAGAACGUCCACCUCAAGCAGCUGGACAGGGCAUCGGACAAUCUUCACCUGUUCAAGGCUGACGUGCUAGACUGCGAGACGCUAACACGUGCGUUCGAGGGAUGCGAGGGGGUCUUCCACCUCGCCACUCCGGUGCCCGAAGAUAAGAUUAUUGAUCCUGAGGCAGAAGUAAUGGCUCCGGCAGUUAAGGGCACUUCAAAUGUGCUAAAGGUUUGCUUGGCUAUGAAGGUUCAGAAAGUCAUCGUAUUGUCCUCCACUGCUGCUGUUGAUUUUAACCCGAAUUGGCCUCAAGGUAGACUCAAAGAUGAGAGUUGCUGGUCGGACAAAGAGUUCUGCAAGGAGAAUGAGGACUGGUAUUCUGUUGCCAAGAUUGUGGCUGAACAGGCAUCCCGUGAAUAUGCAGAGAAAAAUGGAUUGACCGUGGUUACACUUUGCCCUCCUUUAGUUUUUGGACCAUUAUUACAACCUAUGGUGAAUACCAGUAGCAAAUUCUUAAUCUAUGUUAUAAAAGGAGGUCCUGACGUGAUGAACAACAAGCUGUGGCACAUGGUAGACGUGCGUGAUGUGGCCGAUGCCUUACUGCUUGUGUACGAGAAGGCGCAAUCAUCCGGGAGAUAUAUAUGCGCACCUAAUAACAUCUUCACGAAGGAUUUGGUGGACCUGCUGAAGAAGAUGUACCCAAAGUACAGCUAUGUGAACAACAUCAUCGAUGUGGAACACAAAGCGCCGAUAACAUCGCAGAAGCUGAGGGAUCUGGGCUGGGAGCCGCGGAAGCUCAAAGAGACGCUCUGGGACAGCGUGCAAUGCUACGAGAAGGCCGGCCUUAUGCAGGAUUCAGCUGGGCGUCCCUUCCGACUUCCCCAUCUCUUCCGUUUGGCUGGCGAUCAGUGAACGAGCCCUGGUGACGGUGCUUUGUUUUCAUGGUGUCUGUAAACUGUAAUGUCACCGUGCGAAGUGUCGCAACAACAAGUAACCAGUUCGGACUUCUGAACUCCGAUUUUUUUUUUUGUUGUUGAGUGGAUCUUCUGAACUCUGAUUUUUUUUUGUUGAGGAAAUCUUCUGAACUCUGA
Molecule: messenger RNA, 1549 nt
Organism: Lolium perenne
Lineage: Eukaryota; Viridiplantae; Streptophyta; Magnoliopsida; Poales; Poaceae
Product: cinnamoyl-CoA reductase 1
Molecular function (GO): oxidoreductase activity, acting on the CH-OH group of donors, NAD or NADP as acceptor
Source: RefSeq, a predicted model, not a curated record